ACCUAUAGUAAAAUGUUGAAUUAAGAUCUAGAGUGUUAAAUGAACACCAUGGGCGUUGACUUAAGCCAACUGGAUACAAACCUUGUAACCAAUGGGGAUUUUAAGAAUUAACUACCUUUUAUAUAGGGUAUAUUGUUUACAGGCCGAAAACUACAAUAACUGCCGAAUGCUUUAUGAUUUACAGUUAUACUGUAGCAAUUGUAACUAUUUGCAUAAAACAAACAAACAAAAUGAGAGGAGUGAAAAAAUAAAAACAAACAAAAGAAGCGCUGGUGAGUGGGCGGGAGCUGUUGUUGCUGUCAUAGGAUGCUUCGCUGUCAUGAAGAAUUCCUGCGCUGACUGAAUAGGAUACUGGAUACUUCUAGCGUGAACCUCCCUCCCUCACUGCUGUAGCUAUGGCGGCUCCUUUAGAGCAGCUAGAUAAGUGGAAAGAUUUUAACGAAUUCACGGAUAUUGCGGAACGGGAAAAGCAACUACAUCGGCUUAACUUGAACGUCGAGGAAGUAUCGGAGCUCCUGAAGGGCUUCCCAGACCACGAUAAAGGCCUGUGUGGGGAGACGUUCAGUUUCAAAUCUAUGGAGGACCUGGUAAACGAUUUCGACGAAAAAUUAAUCGGGUGCUUUGGAAAUUUCAACAAUAAAUCCACCGAAGUAAAAGCUCCUGUAAAACCAAUAUCCGAGGAUACCGUUUUAAAAAAUGACGAGAUCUGGAAUGCCCUGACGGAUAACUAUGGCAAUGUCAUGCCAGUUGACUGGAGUCAUUCUCGCUCUCGGUCCCUUCACCUCCCGACCCUUAACAUUGAGGACAGGCCAAAGGUGGAUAAUAUGAAUUUGGAUGUAUCUGAUGAUGAGGAUUUGAGGGAACAAAUGGACAUGCACUCCAUCAUUGUGUCCUGCAUUAGUGAGGAGCCCCUCUUCACUGCAGAGCAGGUAAUUGAGGAGAUUGAGGAAAUGAUGCAGAACUCUCCAGAUUCGGAAGCAGAACAGAGCGCCACUCAGUCAGACCUGUUCCAGAGAGCAAGCAGUAACUGCCACAGCUAUGAGGAGAGAGUGAGGAACCUUAGUGUUGCAGAGCUAAAUGAGUUACUGGAGGAGGUGGAGACAGCCAUUUGUCGCUACUCUGAGGAGCUGGUCCAGCACCUGGCGCUGAGAGAUGAGUUGGACUUUGAAAAGGAGGUGAAGAACAGUUUCAUCUCUGUGCUAAUAGACGUGCAGAACCGUCAGAAGGAACACAGAGAAUUCCUGAAAAAGAAGAGGAAACUAAAAAACGGAGCUGGAGGCCAGCAUGGCAGAGCAGAGAGAUUACCGAAAAGUCGCUUCAGCAUGGAGAGCAUCUCUACUGCCAUUCAAAACGGCUUGCGUCAAACCUUUGGGAAUGGGGUCGGGGACAAACAGGUGGCUGUUCUCUUCCCUUCCUUUCAUUUCUUUCUCAAGAUCUCAGAUUUCAUCAACAGAUAUAAGGCAAACAGAGACUUAAAGUAUGACUGUUUCUUUUUGCAAGGGUCUGUCCAUUCCACCUUUAGCCAUAUUAAUACUAUGGCUAUAACUGGUCUUGACCUUCCACUCUCCUCACAAGUGUCUUCAACAUUCUCACAGUAUCUCACUACAGUCAUCCCUUAUGAGAAGAAGGGUGGGCCACCAUCAGUUGGGGAUCUUCAGAUUCUCACAAAAAUUCUUGAAGCCAUGAGGGAUGACAGUGACAAUGUCCCCAGUCUUCUCACAGACUACAUCCUUAAAGUGCUUUGCCCCACAUGAAUUGACAGAAAAAGGACGUUUCCAUGAAAUUAUUUCCAGAUGGACUUUCUCAGUGCGUUUCACUUCACAUUUAAUCACUCAAAUUUUAUUUUUCAUCUCUUCCAUCAUAAGGACUAUGAUGGUUUUCAUGCCACACACUGACAUGCAGUAUUAUCUCAACUCUGAUACUUUAUGUCAGAAGUUUAAUUCAUCUGAAGAACAACAAAAAGGUGUGACUUUAUAAAACGAAAGUGCUCUUAUAACCACCUCUGGAAAAUGCAUGUUUCAUUUUGGUCUUUAUUUACGCACUAUAAAUGCAAAGACCAUGUGAUGCCAUAGGCUGUUUAAAUUUGUAUUGCUUUAAAAUUGACAAUGUUCUUUUGUUUAGCUGUAGUUUUGCUCCAAGGGGUGUUGUAGCUUCAAUCCUAAGGGUUGACUAGUUUUCCUGUAUCCCGAGAACACACUCUGUGUUAUAUGGGUAUUGCUGUUCUCAAGUUACAUUCUUUAGAGAAAAAAAUAAAAUAAACUUGUCACAAAAUAAAUUAUUGUUUAUGAGACUUAUUUAGACCUUAACAUCAAAACAUCAAACUGUUAUGCCAAAUAAGUAAAUUAGGCUGAAGUGACAAUGAUGGGAAAACUGUACAACUAAUACUGAAUCAUUCUUGAGUCUGUCAAAUAAAUUUCUGUUUAAUCA
Electrophorus electricus (electric eel) is the source of this 2427-nucleotide messenger RNA. RefSeq names its product fasciculation and elongation protein zeta 2a (gene fez2a). Gene Ontology annotation, cellular component: axon; cytoplasm. Lineage: Eukaryota; Metazoa; Chordata; Actinopteri; Gymnotiformes; Gymnotidae. The record is from RefSeq and is a predicted model, not a curated record.